Molecule: messenger RNA, 2275 nt
Organism: Zootermopsis nevadensis
Lineage: Eukaryota; Metazoa; Arthropoda; Insecta; Blattodea; Termopsidae
Source: RefSeq, a predicted model, not a curated record
UCCCCUACACACAUUCGGAAGUUAAGAUGCUUGUCCCUUGUCCGAAACCUAUUCCUGGAAUGGAAAAGAUAAUGACAACUUUCUCAUUAUCUGUGUGGUUGACAAUGGGUCUCGUGUUCGUUCUAACCACUUCUGUGUUCUGGUUUGUAGCAAAUGGUCCCCACGUAUCCACAUUUAAGGAGUUAGAAAUUUACAAGUCCAUAUCACUCUGUUUCUACAAUGCCUGGGCUGUCUUCAUGGGCGUAUCUGUUACACAGCUGCCAACUACUUCAAAGCUGAGGGCUUUCUUUUUUAUCUACGUUUCUUACUGCUUUGCUAUGAGCACUGUUUUCCAAGCGUUCUUUGUCUCUUAUCUGGUGGAACCAGAAGCUGGAAAGGAGAUUAAAACCUUUGAUGAACUCCUAAAGUCAGACAUAGCCUAUGGUUAUCAUUCAGCCUGGAACUAUAUUCUGCAUGGAAUAGUAUAUCCAGAAUUCUCGAAAUUUCAUGAACGUAAGGAAACAAGGAAAGAUUGUAAUGAUUUUCAAAAAUGUGUUCAAAAAAUGAUAACUCAGCAUGACAGAGCUACAAUGGUUGGUAUAGUGUACAGUACAUACAUUGCUAGUGAACUGGGGAUUGCUGAUCCAAGUACAGUAAUCUGUUCGUUUGACGAAAACCUCAUUUAUGUAAGUAUAAUUAUGCUUUUAAAAAAGGGGAGUCCAUUUUUGGACAUGUUCAAUGUGCUCAUAAGACGGAGUUUGGAAGCUGGGCUUCAGGAAAGACACUGGUCAGAACUGAAGCAUCAAGCCUCUUUAAGGGGCGGAGACAGAUUAAAGGAAGAGAGUAACAUGUUUGUCAUCUUUUCUGUUUCUCAUUUGACUCCAGCAUUUGUUGUGCUUAUUUCUGGAAAUAUCUUGAGCUUUGGAGUGUUUGUUAUUGAAUUAAUUCACAACUGGUAUUGGAAGAAAAUUAAUAAGGGCACUGGUACUUCUAUAAGCUGCGUGGCGGGUUUUGACAAUAAAGUGUGAGUCCCAACCUGUUACACUUUUAUACUUUUGCUGUAUUCAAUAGAACUGCAAUACAUAUAGAGUGUAUAUAUAGCAGAUUCUAGUUGCACAGCAUUAAUGAAAACUGUGAUGAAUUUGUUUAACAGAAACAUUACUGAAACCCCUUGCAAUUCCUGUAUUUAGUGGCAUUAAUACGUUUAACACAAAGCACAAGAGUUAGAAUUUACGCACCUUAAAGGAAAUUAAUUCCAAGUGUUUCUUGUACAUAAUGACUUGACUUUUGACUCAUUCUUCCCCAGAUAUGGCCCAUUAUGCUUUGAGCCAUAUUGUGAAGGAGUUGAAAUUUGAAUGGCACAUCAGUUACAGUACACAUUAUGUUCACAUCCCUUCAUUGAACCUACUAUUCUAAUGUUCUGGAUAGCUGCCUACCUCAGACUUCUUGUAAAAUGUAGACUCCUAAUGACAUCUUCUGGACAUGCAUAUUCAUCAUCAAAUCAUGAUUUUAUAUUCAAAUGUCAUUAGAAGACUGAAUAAAAAGCAUGAAUUCUUUUAAACUAAAAAUAUAUUACGGGGCUGGAACUGGUCAAAAAAGGGAAUAAGUUAUCUGUUAGACGACGCUGUUAAUACAUAUUGAGGGACGCUAACAUCUCAUGUGUGAGAGUGUCAAAGCAUUUUGUCAAUAAUACAAUUUACAAUUCUGGGUUCAGUAAUUCAAAACAGCUUUUGGCUCACCAUAAAAUAAUGCCACUAUAACGUAACUUGGAAGUUCUAUUUGAGUAAAUGGUUUAAAUAAACUUUCAAGAAAACUAAGUUUUUAACAUAGAAGAUACUAAACCCCAUUUUAUGUUUCAGCAUAAAAUAUGUUUCAUAAUUGUAAACAUAGAAAAUAAAGUUUUAACAAAGAAGAAAUAAAGCUCCUGUUUAUGAAUUCUGAAGGUUUCUGCCUAUGGUUCCUUAUAAUAUCUGUGAAAUUGUUUUUAGGACUUAUAACUAACUUAUUAAUAAAAUUACAACAUUUUAGAAGCUGGAUUCAGCUUACAUUUUCAAGCAAAAUAGGAAUAGUACAGAACCAUAUCUUUUGGGUCACUGGUUGACGAGUGCAGGUCUGAGGCCACUUUUUUACCUCAAGAUGGAAGCAGAAUUAAGGUUCUGAAAUGUUGUAACUGUAUUUUUAAGGUAGAUAACUGACAAAGUCAAACAAAACUAUUUCACUAAGCCCAAUUUCAUGUGCCAGCAUAAAAUGUAAAUUCAAAAUGGUGUUUUAUUAACUAUUUAAAUUACCUGACAGC